AGCAUCGAAAAAGCGUAGUGCAUCGAUGAGACGAUUUUAAGCAACUAUUGUACAUUAAAAUACCGAGUAAAAUGGCUGAAACAACCGACAAAAGAAAGUUGAGUGAACUGCGUGUGGUGGAUCUGAAGCACGAGCUCGAAAAGCGUGGUAAAGAUGGAAAUGGUGUGAAAAAUGUGCUACUCGAAAAACUCACCCAGGCGCUUCGGGAUGAGGGUUUAAACCCGGAAACAAUGGAGUUUGAAAUUGUGGUCAGUAAAACGCCAGCGAAGAAAGGCAAGGCAGGCGCGGGAAACAAAACGGAUGAGGAAUCUGGCAGCAGCGGGGAUGCUCCUGCUGUGGAACAAGGGGGUGACGAGAGGGACAACACAAAAGUGGAUGAAAACACCAACAACGCUGAGCCGGAGGGUGCAGUAGAGGCAGUGGAGGAGGAAAAGAUUGGAGAAACACAAGAUUCGAAAGCAGAAAAACAGCAGGCAGAUGUUGAGGAUGGUCAAGAAGAAACUGCCAACGGUAAGGAUCUAUCGGAGAAGGAGAAAACUUCAAAAGAGGACGUGAAAGAAGAGCUAUCGGAGAAGAAUGCAAACAGGACGAAUAAGGAAGAAUUCGUAAAGCCCGUUGAACCCGUCGCAGUGACGAAAUCUGAGGACAAUUUUGGCAAGCAAAUCGAUUUAAAGGACGACCCAAAGGAGGCAGAUAACGAAGAUUCGCUGAACCUAACCAUCGGCGAGGAGGAUGAAAAGCUUCUCCAUGAUAGCAACAUGGAGGUAGAUGCGAAGGAUGAAGCUGAAUCCAAGCAAUCCAACCAGGGUGGCGAUAAAGUAUCCGACAGUACUUCCGAAGAGCCAAAGAAAACUGAUGACAAACGGGAAGGCAAAAGUGAGAAAAGUGUGGCUGCAUCCAGCAUCGAAAAAGACGGUGCAGCAAAAACAACAGCAUCAUCAGCAUCCUCCUCUUCGACUACAGCGUCCUCGGCGAGAACGGGCGGCGAAAAGGGGGCGAAAGCCACCCCACCCACCUCCAGUGGCUCCACCGUCGGUGGAGAGGAUAAGGUAAAGGCAAAGACGAAGACGAGCUCGGGCAGCGCGGGCGGAAGUAGCAGCAGCGGCGGUGGAGGAGCAGCGAGCGUGAGCCGCAAUCUGUGGGUCUCGCGGCUGUCCUCGCUAACCCGGGCGACCGAUCUGAAGCAAAUCUUUUCCAAGUACGGCAAAGUGAUCGGCGCCAAGGUGGUCACCAACUCGCGCACCCCCGGUACACGCUGCUACGGGUAUGUCACGAUGGCUUCCGCCAAGGACGCGACCGAAUGCAUAGAUCAUCUGCACCGCACCGAACUUCACGGACGCUUGAUCUCGGUGGAGCGCGCCAAAUCGGAGCUCGGCCCAGCACGCCAAUCGGGGACGACGAAGACAACGACUGAUUCGACAUCGGCGAAAGCGUCGGCUUCCAGCAGCAGUACCGCCAGCAAAGGAGGAUCCAACGGCACCACCGGUGGGAGCAAGAGUGACGCGGCCAAACCGAAGGCCGCAUCAGCAUCAUCGUCGACCGACGAUAAGAAUAAAAACGGCGAAGCGACCGGUGAGAAGGAUCGAAAGCCAGCGCAGAAGGAUACGAAACCACGCCCGAGUCAACCGACGGGAGACAUCAAGCGGCGCAUUGGAGAGAAAGCGGGACGCAGCGUCAACAGCAAGAGCCGGGAAGCCAGCACAUCCGGACGGCGCAGUACCGAUCGCGGUGGUGCAGCCCGAUCGUCCCGCGAUCGCCGCUCGACAACGCACGGAUCAUCGUCGCAGCAGCGUGAUCGUGAUCGUCCGCGCAGCCGGGAGAGUGGACGGACCGGCGGCGGGGGAGACUCGCGAGAAGUACUAUCGUUACAGAAGAUCCGCGAAGAACGGGAACGCCACCGUCUGCGCGAACGCGAACGGCAGCUGCGCGAAGAGGAACGGCGUCGGCGGGAGAUCCGGGUCCGGCAGCGGGAAGAAGAGGAGCGGCUGCAGCGGGAGCGCGAAAAGCUGGCCGCCGAACGCGAGCGCAUCGAUAAGGAGAAGGCGGAACUGCUGCGGAUCGUGCGCGAGCGGCAGAAGCUCGAGCGGGAGAAGAUCGAGCUCGAACAUCUGGAGCUGAAACGGCAGCAAAGGAAAAUUGAGGAAGCUAAGAGGUCGUUGAAACGUCCCUCCACUGAUCGGUACGAUGAUGAUCGCAAGCGACCGGCCCCGGACCGUCGUGUGGAAGCACCUCCGCCGCCGAGGUUUGAUUCGUCGAUUUCUACCAGUUCGGGACGUUCAAAUUACGAUCGUAUUUCGGGAUCGGAAAAGAAAGGUCGACUGGAUGACUACCCUGCUUCAUCGAAGCGGGACGACUUCCGCCGCGACAGCUUUAAGCGGGGCGGCGACGACUAUAAACGCGGCGGGGACGAUUACAAGCGCUCCUCUGGCGACGACUACAAACGUGGGACGGACGAUUUCAAGCGUGAUUCACGUGAUGACUACAAAUCCAGCGCCCGAUCCGGUGACGACUAUGGCAAACGGGACAGUGGCUACAGUAAGCGCGAUCUGGACCGUCCCAUUUCCAGCUCGUACGAUAGCCGCGGAAGUGGGGGAGUGGGAGGGGGACUGAUGUCGCAGUCGCUGGGCAAGGAAAGCCGCUACAAUGAUCGCUCGAGCGACUAUCGAAGUGGCACCACCGGCGGAAGCGGUGGCCUGAACGGUGGAAGUGGAGGAGGUGGACGCGGUGGCACCGACGAUCGGGAUCGCAACAACUCGUCAAGCAGCAGAUACAACGAUCGAACCGGCGGUGGGAGCACCGGGAAUGCUGGUGGCGGUGGCAACUGGCACAACAAUUCCGGACUUUCGCAAAUCGGCGCCAUUUCGUCGCUGGGCAAUUGGGGCGACAAAACGAACGACGUCAGCAGUGGCGGUGGUGGAAGCUGGAGGAACAUGGACAACGGACAGGACCGGUACGAUCGGACCUACAAUGAGCGGAAACCCAUGCCGAUAUCGUCCGGUGGGGGCGGUGGAGGUUUUAUGGAUCAAUCCCGGCCCAACCAGUUCAUGAGUGGAGGUGGUGGUGGUGGUGGUGGCGGCCGACAACAGGACCGCUAUGGCCAGUCGGUGUCGAGUAGGUUUGACAAUGGACGUUAUUGAAACCCCAAUUCCCCAUCGGAGUUUGGCACAUGAAAGUGAAUAUCGAACGGACAGACACUUUCGUUUUAUAGAAAGGCACACGUAAUACCCUUCGAAGCAGACUAUAAACAUGUCCUUGGUAAAAUAAUGCAGUUUUAAAAUUAUUACACGCAAUCCUAAGUGUAGUUUUAUUAAACAUUACAAUAAACUGAAUAAAUUUUCAUCAAUCAUAACUAACGUAA
Molecule: messenger RNA, 3358 nt
Organism: Anopheles coustani
Lineage: Eukaryota; Metazoa; Arthropoda; Insecta; Diptera; Culicidae
Gene: Saf-B
Product: scaffold attachment factor B1
Exons: 8
Coding region: 72-3137 (1021 amino acids)
Biological process (GO): regulation of transcription by RNA polymerase II; regulation of mRNA processing
Cellular component (GO): nucleus
Molecular function (GO): sequence-specific DNA binding; RNA binding
Source: RefSeq, a predicted model, not a curated record